Aedes albopictus (Asian tiger mosquito) is the source of this 753-nucleotide messenger RNA. RefSeq names its product glycine-rich selenoprotein. Gene Ontology annotation, cellular component: endoplasmic reticulum membrane; Golgi apparatus. The record is from RefSeq and is a predicted model, not a curated record. The transcript is spliced from 3 exons. NCBI's taxonomy places the organism in Eukaryota, Metazoa, Arthropoda, Insecta, Diptera, Culicidae. Gene Ontology annotation, biological process: calcium ion transport; endoplasmic reticulum calcium ion homeostasis. Bases 191 to 475 code for a protein of 94 amino acids.
AAACAGGGGUGACGUGCACUUUGCAUUGAAUGGUUGCAGCAAUUUCAUUGCCUUUUUGUGAAACAUUACGCAGAACAAACACAAAGGAAGUUGGGAGUGAUUUUCGGGAAAUUUCUUUCAUUACUCGGGACUUGUUCCGACCGGACUCGGCUACGUUAAUGGACCAGUUGUAAAGGAUCAAUCAGCGACGAUGGUUUACAUUGCGAGAGACGGAAGUGUCCACGAAUCCCCGCCAUGGAGCGUCCAGCGGUUCAUCGGGAUGAUUACGGGAUUCUUCAGCUUGAUCGCCAUGUUCUUCAAAACAAUGUUCAACAUGGACUCGAAUAGAGCAUCCCGCGGUCAGGAUUCCAGCGGUGUCCGGUGGAGCGGUGGCGGAGGAGGCGGUGGUGGUCCACCUCCGCCGGGAGGCCCCCGGCGCCGGCCAAUCGGCCGGAUGAUGACCCUCAGCGAUUGUACCGUGCCCGGAGGCGGAUGAGCGCGGUAAAGCGUUCACCUUGGGAAUUGCCCCGCUUUUCCUGGUGGACGCCGCUGAAUGUUCGAAGUGUUGUCAUUUGAGCGUCUAAAAGAUUUCUCCUUUUGCGUCUUUUGUAUGACGAGCAAGUUCUAAACCCACGCUAAACCACGGGCGGAUUUGUUCCGAAGAAGAUUCUCGAACGAUGACAAUGGUGUCAAGGAUUGUGUAUGAAGGUGUAACUUUCAACUUUUUGUUUACGUUUAGUUUCAAAUCAAUCUUAGUAAGCGUGUUGGUGAAAA